Dicentrarchus labrax (European seabass) is the source of this 4767-nucleotide messenger RNA. Its product is annotated as integrin alpha-L-like. Gene Ontology annotation, biological process: integrin-mediated signaling pathway; cell adhesion mediated by integrin; cell-cell adhesion. Gene Ontology annotation, cellular component: external side of plasma membrane; integrin complex. Lineage: Eukaryota; Metazoa; Chordata; Actinopteri; Moronidae. The record is from RefSeq and is a predicted model, not a curated record. Bases 975 to 3980 code for a protein of 1001 amino acids. The transcript is spliced from 24 exons. Gene Ontology annotation, molecular function: integrin binding.
AGCACUGCAGGAACAUCAGAACUGGUGAAGCCCCAUAGCAGCUCAUUUCAAACAUGCUGGCCAUGUCAUUAGUUGCCUGAGAUACACUGGCAUUGAACAGGUUCAGACAUGCACCACUGUGCCUAGAUAUACCCUUAAAUAGUGUGGCUGCGUACUCCUAACAUAAAUUUAAUUUUAUUUUAUUCUUUUUACUUUUUAAAUGCAUUAACUACAGUAUUAAAUAGGCUAUACAAUCAUUACAAAGUCCUAAUGAUAACAUAUCAAUGUAUAAUAUCAUCCAGUAAUACACUGACAAUUUCCUUUUUAAUUAUUCAGGUUUUUGGCAACAGAGAGGAAGACAUGACACACAUAGGUUGAAUGUGUCCAGAUACAAAGAAAUCCAACAGGGUGAGGCACGUAGGCAGGUCAAAGUCAAAAAUGGUUAUAGACACAGACACUUUUUAGUCAUUUUUAUCAGGAUCGGGAUCUGGAAGCAAUGGCAACUUUGAGGGUUUCGUGGAAGAAAGAGGGAAAGUGGAAACUUAUAAAUAGGUUGAGGAAGAUGAAGAACAAGAAAUGGAUGGACAUUUAGAUACUGGACAUUAACCAAAUAAUUCAAUAUUCUGGAGUUACACCAGCCAUCACUGAGACACAGAGUAAAAAGUAUAUUUUUGUUUGUGUAAGAGUGACCAGAACAAACACAGUCUUUUAGUGUGGUGUAUUUGUGGCUCUCUCUCUCUUUCAUUCUGUCUAAUCGUAGCUCCAAGGCUGAGGACAAUAUUGCUGAUCCUGUUUUUGUUGCUGACUUACACUUGGCUCAAUUCAGUCAAUACAUUUAUGUUGGUACUAAAGUGAAGGAAUCAGGGAUAUAAAUACAGAAAAAAAAGUACUCCCCCAAAUAAGUCAGUAAACAAAAUUACAAUGCCCUCCCCCUUUUCUGACCAGUCCUUCCCCUUUAAGCACUUUCAUUUAGUCCCUUAGUCCGGAGAAGACUAAUGAAAAAGAUGCAUCACAUAGUGUGGCUCCACUGCAUAAUGGCUGUUGCCAUUUCUGUAUCUUUGGCUUUCAACAUUGAUACAACAACCCCCCACGUCUAUACAACAGAUCAAAAAGAUUUCUUCAGAAACAAAGUGCUUCAAAUCAUCUCUGGUAGGAACGAAGGAAUACUCACUGGACCCCAGCAGCUACAGGGAUCCGAAGAAACAUGCAAAUCUGAUACAAACCAAACCCACCAGUGCCUCAUUAUUCCAGACAUUUCUCUCACAGAUACAACAAUACCCAUCAACCACUUUGGCCUGUCGAUAGCUGAAGACUCCAGACGCUCCCAAUUCACUGUUUGCAGUCCAAGUGUCAUCCAUGACUGUUAUGAGAACUCUAGCCAGAGUAAAGUAUGUUACAAUAUGCCAGAUAAUCUUCAGCAGAUCUCCUCUUUCACACCUGAUUUCCAAGAAUGCAUACAAAAGACAGUGGACCUCGUCUUUCUAUUUGAUGGAUCAGCGAGUAUGACUGAAUCAGAGUUCAACAAAAAUAAAGAUUUCAUAGUGGAUAUAAUGAACAGCUUUCUGAACACAUCAAUCAAGUUUGCAGCAGUUCAGUUCUCCUUUGGUUACAGGAAAGUGUUUGACUUCAAUGACUAUCAAGCUGGUAGUGCUCUCAAUAAACUAAUGGAAGAAGGACAUAUGAAGAGUCUAACGGAUACACACAAAGCACUCAAAUUUGUGUUGGAAGAAAUCUUAGAAAAGCCAGAUGCAGGCGCCUCUCCUGAUGCAACUAAAGUUGUGGUACUAAUCACAGAUGGAGAUCCCAGUGAUAUCGACAAAUAUGGAAUUAUUAAAAAAUAUGAUGAUAAAAACAUAAUUCGCUUUGUCAUUGGGGUCAAAGAUGCUAAUCUGGAUAAAUUCAGGGCCUUUGCUUCAGAACCAAAAGACAAAUAUGCCUUCAAAAUUAAGAACUAUGACGGACUCACAGGAAUACUGGAAAACCUUCAAAAAAAGAUCUGUAAAAUGGAAGGCCCUGAAGUGGCUCAGGCAGGAGACAUUGGAUCCAGUGUCCUCUACAAGAUUUGCAGUCCAAGUGUAGCUCAUGAAUGCAAUGAGAACUCCUAUGUGAACAGUGUGUGUUACAAGAUGACAGAUGACCUUAAGCAGAUCUCCUCUUUCACACCGGUUCUCCAAGAAUGCAUACAAAAGACAGUGGACCUCGUCUUUCUAUUUGAUGGAUCAGCGAGUAUGACUGAAUCAGAGUUCAACAAAAAUAAAGAUUUCAUAGAGGAUAUAAUGAAAAGCCUUCUGAACACAUCAAUCAAGUUUGCAGCAGUUCAGUUCUCCUCAGAUUACAGGAAAGUGUUUGACUUCAAUGACUAUCAAGCUGGUAGUGCUCUCGAUAAACUAAUGGAAGAAGAACAUCUGAGGAGUCUUACUAACACACACAGAGCACUCACAUUUGUGUUGGAAGAAAUCUUAGAAAACCCAGAUGCAGGCUCUCCUGAUGCAACUAAAGUCGUGGUACUAAUCACAGAUGGAGAUCCCAGUGAUAGUGACAAAUAUGGAAUUAUUCAAAAAUAUGAUGACAAAAACAUAAUUCGCUUUGUCAUUGCGAUCAAAGAUGCUAAUCCGGAUAUAUGUUGGGCCUUUGCUUCAGAACCAAAAGACAAAUAUGCCCUCAAAAUUCAGAACUAUGACGGACUCACAGGAAUACUCGAAAACUUUAAAAAAAAGAUCCUUCAGAUCAGAGACUCCACAGUGGCUCGGGCAGAAAACAUCACUAAUGAAAUGUCUCGGAGUGCAUUCAGUGCUGUCUUCUACAAGGAUACCUUGAUUCUGGGUUCAGUGCUAUCAAACAGCUGGCAUGGUUCUUCAGAGCUUCAUGAACUAAAGCAAACUCAAAUUGAAGAUCCAAACGUGAAGAAUGACUCCUACCUGGGAUUCUCCAUUUCUGUUGGAGAGAAGAAUAAAGCUCCUAUAUAUUUCACGGGUGCACCAAGAUUUGAGCACACAGGACAGGUUGUACUUUUCAGACAUGAUUGUAAGAACUGGACCGCAGCCCAAAGAGUAAAUGGGGACCAGAUUGGUUCCUACUUUGGUGCAGAACUGUGCUCAGUAGACGUCAACUCAGAUGGUAACACCGACUUCCUGCUGGUGGGAGCUCCACUGUUUUAUCAGCCUCAGGAGAAGAGAGAGGGCCGGAUAUACGUCUACACACUGACUGAUGAGAUACAACUGAAAAGGGAACUGAAUGUGACGGCACCAUCCAUGGGCAGAUUUGGCACCACCAUAUCCAGUCUUGCAGAUCUGAAUGGAGAUGGACUUAGAGAUGUUGCUGUUGGAGCCCCUCUUGAGGAUGAUAAUGGGGGGGCUGUGUACAUCUACCUUGGUGACAGACAGAGAGGGAUACACAGCACUUUCAGUCAGAGAAUCCUGGGACAGAAAAUAAAGCCUGGGCUCAGAUUCUUUGGACAGGCCAUUGAUGGAGACAUCGACCUCGGAGAAGACGGACUCCCAAAUAUUGUAAUCGGAUCACAGGGCACAGCUGUUGUCUUAAGGUCCAGACCUGUUGUUGAUGUCAUUGUUCAUCUUUCUUUGCAUCCCGAGAAGAUAAACACUAAGGAAAUUGACUGUCUGGGCAACACAGAUGACAAUCUACCAAGCGUUACCUUAAGAGCAUGCUUUGAAAUGGUAGAAAUAACAAAGAGCAAAGCAGGGGCCAUCAGCUCAGGACUAAACAUCUCGUACAUCCUCGACGUGGAUCCGAUGAGACAAACACAUCGAGGUUUCUUCAGUCAGACUGAUGAGAAAGCUAGGAAUCUUACCUCGACCUACGAGCUGCGAGAUAAAAACACCUGCUUCCCCUACACCAUCUACAUGCUAAAAUGUGUGGAUGACACACUAUCACCCAUCAGCAUCAGACUAAACUUCUUCCAAAUUGACAGCGAGAGCGCGAGUGUCGUCCUGAACGUGGACAGCAUAAGGCAGACAGUUGUUGAAGUACAGUAUGUACAGUGACUACAGCAGAAGGUGUCUGUGUGGUCAGUAUUUGAAUAGAUGUAGUUGUUUAAUCAGUUUAAUAAGAGUUGUCUAGAGGGAUCUAAAGAAAAAAGAAAAACAAAUGCAAAAAUAACAAUAAUUUAGUUUUUUCUGUCUGCAUGACCACUUCUUUCUGACUUGCUCUCCAUUUUAAGUGACCUAAACAGAAGUUACAACUCUCUUACAGGUUCCCUUUCAAAAGUGAUGUUGAAUAAUGAAACCUUUAUUGGUGAACCUGAGACUGAUUUCAAGUAUGCACAUCUGACAAAUAGCAAGGGAGAAGCAUGGCUGGAAGAGUGAGUCAAAAGGACAAGAACUGAAAUUACUCAUUAAUUAAAUUAUUAAUAAAACCAUACCUGUGAUGAAGUGAAAUAAUGAGUAUAUUACUAUUCCACUGUACUCAUGUUAGUGUAUUCCUACAUAUACAGAACAUUGCACUAGUCUCUCAAAUGUACGAUCAAAGCUAGGCCAUCACUUCUUACAACACAUUCAUGUUAAGAAAUCUUUGUAAUCAUGUAUAAUCAGUGUAGAUCACAAGUGUUUGUAUGUAAAUAUAUGCACAGCUUAUAAUGUUUGUGGUGUAGAGUUGAUGGAAUGUACUCAUUUGUUAUAACGUCUGUUGUGUUCAACAAUGUAUGGCAUCAAAAGAAAAACCUUCAAAGUUGUGAGUACUCUUUAUCCUGCUUUAGUGUAUAUACCAGCACACAUCCGGAUUUAAUGCUACAUAUUUGACUCACUAAUAAAAAAUCUUCAGAAAAGACAAAAA